This is a messenger RNA of Ylistrum balloti, 3795 nucleotides long. RefSeq names its product PEST proteolytic signal-containing nuclear protein-like. NCBI's taxonomy places the organism in Eukaryota, Metazoa, Mollusca, Bivalvia, Pectinida, Pectinidae. The transcript has 5 exons. Gene Ontology annotation, cellular component: nucleus. Gene Ontology annotation, biological process: proteasome-mediated ubiquitin-dependent protein catabolic process; protein ubiquitination. The record is from RefSeq and is a predicted model, not a curated record. Bases 13 to 531 code for a protein of 172 amino acids.
CCUCGUCUCGAAAUGUAUUCAAUAUCCGCUCAAACUAAUAUGGCAGACACUUUCAUUGCUAGAGACAAUGAAAGCAAAGCCAGAUACUCGCCAAACAAUACCAACAGACCUGUACUCAACACAAGUCCACUCAAGAGGAAAGCUGCAAAUGAGGAUGAAGGCGAACCGACGGAAAAGAAAAAAUUUGCGAUGAAUUUUAACAUAAAAAAACCUAUGGAUAAUGUGCAAUUUGGUAGUAGUCCAAAACAGAGUGUUCUGCCUAUAAAAAUGUCUCUGUCAUCCCAGAAACCAAAGGAAACAUCAGCUACGGUCAAACCAAAAACAGCAGCAGUUGCUAAAGCGUUUGCAGAAGAUAGUGAUGAAGAAGAGAUGCCACCUGAAGCAAAGAUGAGGAUGAGAAACAUUGGAAGGGACACACCUACAGCUGCUGGACCUAAUUCCUUUGGAAAGGGUCGUCUCGGAUUCUGUGAUAGACAGAAGAUGGUAGAGAAGGAGAUUAUCAAACAUAUAGAGGAAGUUGGAGAGGACUGAAAAUUUUCCUCUUUUAGAAUUUUUGCAGUUUUUGCCAAUCCAAGUAGAGACUCUUUUACUUUUGCAAUGCAAUCAUGCACUACAUUCAAUAUCAUAGAGGUGUGAGUGAAUCUGAGGCAUACCAUGACAUGGCACUUCAGAAAGGCUGUUGAAUUUCACACAAAGACUGGACCAAUGGAUACCUAUAGGAGUUUUAAAUCAUUCCAUAUGUGAGUUAAAUCCUUCGUUAAGGUUGAAUAUUCAUCUACAGCAAUAGCUCCCGAAAGUACAUGGUUUUGCUAUUGCUCAUAAAUCUUAUGAAACUAAGGUGAUGAAGAAUUUCCCUUAUUUUUCCCAACUGAAUAUUUAAAAGUUAUAGUACUGUACUGUAAAACAGUUAUUUAUCUGAGAAGGGGAUACACCAGUGACUGGAUUAAAGUGUAAAAUCUUGUUGGUGAAAGUUUUAGGACUUGCUAUGGUUAAGCUGCUGAAUAAAAUGUUGUAUAUGUCAAAGUGCAGUAUAGAGAUCUGCCUCACUACAGAAGAGCUUGACAGAGUUACUCUAAUAUAUUUAUGAAAUACAGUGUUAUGAAUUUUCAUCGUUCAAAGAUGAAAAAAAAGUCUGAAUGAAAUGCUCAACAAUUGAAUGUCUUGACAGGAAAUUUUAAUCUGAAUAUUGAUUUACGUGGUUAUCAAAUUAAAAUCUGAUUCUUCGGUGUUUUUAGUUUGUACAAUUUUACUUUAGUGGAAGGUACAUCUGCUCUAUACGUCACUUAUAACUUGUUGUCUUUUAUUUUCUUCCCUUCUUAGUUUUUUUUGUCAAUGCUAUUAACUAAGAUAGUGGAAUAUGUUUUUUAUAAAAGGGCAACAUGCUUUGCCUUCUAUCACUCUAGGAUAAUUUUCCUCUUGCUUUCAACUUUGCCUUCCUACUGAAAAUAUAUAUCCAGAUAGAUAUGUUAUCUACCUACUAAAGAGCUGUUUCCAAACCAGCUCUGUAAUGAUUACUCUAUAAAUUGAUUCAGUGUUGUUUUCCCAAUAGAUGUGCGACUUUUGUCAAAACUACAAGAAUACAAACCUAACCAGUGAUCCAUGAUUUAAUUCUGUCCAUUUUUACAUGCUGAUUGAACCAAAUUGUAAUUAUGUUUCCCAGUUCAAUUCCUCUCACUUGGUAAUCCUGAUCAAAGUAUGAAUGAUACAGCACUUGGCAAUCUAUUAUGAUCUAUCGCUUACUGUAUAACUUGAUAACUCAACAAAAUCAUAGAUAUCUGGAUCAUAAAGGGAAAAACCAGUAUUGUGAAUGAAACACAAUAUCUUUUAAUUCUAAAUUCCUCUUUAAACUGGAGUAUGUUGAUCAUCAGAACAAAAGUACUGUAUCUGUAUCACACAAGGUAUAGCAUGUACCUCAUAUUGUACAUUUUGUAAUAGGGAUGUGGUGCAAGUAAUGGCUUGGGGUAUUAAGGUUAUUGUUCUUAAUACUGGUCAGAAAACAAGGUUGUGUAGAAUUGAUAUCAUUAGUUCAGUUAAUUUUCUGUAUUGUUAUAACUGGUAUAUUUACUGCCAUUUAAAGUACAGGAAUGGGCACCCAAUUUGAUUGAUGUCAGAAAUCACAGUGACAUCAUGUUUUAUGAUGAUAUAAUACAUCAAUUACCCUGAAAUGUCUUGUUAACGUACAAUGUAUAUUCUUCAUAAAUACUUUCAGGGAUAUACAAUAUAGAGGGAAACUAUGCCCAUUGGUAACUUCUCUGGCAUUAGCUUUCGUGUUGUGCACUGGGCCAUGAAAUCCUCUCUUCACUAGUUUGUUAUCUAAAUUUAUCUACCAAUACACCAUUUUUUUCUAUGCUGAUAGGCCUCACCACAGUCAUUGUUUGGCCAGUGAGAAGUGAAUUCCAUUUUUGUAACAAAAAUAACAGAAAUUGACUAAAGUGACUUAUCACAAAAGUGACACAUGUCAGUUGGAAAAACUUAGAUUUUAGAUGUUAUCUAUUUGAAAAUUAUUUGCUUCAUAAUUUUGACUGAAAGUGAUACACAAUAUAGCGUGAUAUUUCAGUUGUAGAUAGCCUAAACAUGCAUUUUGUUUUAUGAAUAUCAAAAGUUGAAAGAAUUUCUUUGUCACAAAAGCUAACACAAUCAAUUUCAAAAUAAUACAGGUUUCUACUGCUGUUUAUUUUGAAAAGAAUAGUUACCCGGUACAUACUUUUUCAGAUAAAUGAUUUGUAAACACAGCAAGACUACAGCUAGUUCACACAAGCUUCUUCCCUAAAGCGUUGCAAAGAGAUACAGGCAUUUUUUAUCCCUCUGUAUUAUAUGUCCCUUUCAUUUUGUCAAGAAAAAAGUACAUGUAUUACUCCACAAGUAUUUUAACUACAAAAUGUGUGUUACAAAUCGGCAACAGCCUUAAUGAAGGGAGAUAAUCUAUCACAAAAAAAAACAGUCUGUAGCUUCAGAGGAAAUAAACCAUUUUAUGAUAAAAUUGGUACAAAAAAAGCAAAUCUGGAGGCUUUCCUGGUAGUUUUAACAUGACGAAUGAAAGUAUUCUUAUAAUUUAUUUGGUGAAUACCAAAAAAUUUAAGAAAAGUUUUUUUCUGCUUUAGAGGAAGAGAUGGUUUUUUCAAUGUUUGUCUUUUUCUUUUUUGGUCUUUUUUAAAUUUCACUGCAAGGUAUAUUUAUGGUAUGAAGAAUUUCAUUACUCAUAGAAUUGUCUUCUUUUUUUUUUAAUAAUGUCUGGUAUUAUUUUAGAAUUCAAAUAAUUUUCUAUUACAAUAUAUGCAUGUUAUCAAUUAAAGUUGUUUUUCAUCCUUUAGCUUCUUUUAAGUAUUUGACCUGAUAAUUUAAUCACCAAUAUAAAUUGUUAUAAUUAGAAAUAAUCAUUAUUUCAGUUCAUGCUAUUAACGGGGGUUGGAGGAUUGAUAUUUCAAAUUUGUAUAUUAUUUAUAAUGGAAACUCUUAAUGUAUUAAACAUUGCAAGGCAGUCUCAUUGCCUUCAGUCGUAGUUGUUUGGGAAACAGUUUGAGGUAUUUGAAUUUUAAUCAGAUUUACAUUAUACUUGUUGAGAACACUAUAAAAACACACUUUAAUCAUCUUUUAUUCAACUUUUUUAAUAUCAUUAUGGUAGUGUUAGAGAGUGCCCUUUUAAACUAUAAAGGCUUUUUCACAAAAAAUAUCUUUUAACUUAUAAUCUUACUCAUUUGACAGAUUUCUUUAACUUGAAAAUGUUAUGUGCAUCUGCAUAUCCAAAUGCAUCAUGCAUGACCUUGUGGUUUCAAAAAUAAAAUGGAGCCAGUAAUG